Colletotrichum phormii is the source of this 615-nucleotide messenger RNA. RefSeq lists its product as uncharacterized. The transcript is spliced from 2 exons. The record is from RefSeq and is a predicted model, not a curated record. The coding region runs from base 1 to 615 and encodes 204 amino acids. NCBI's taxonomy places the organism in Eukaryota, Fungi, Ascomycota, Sordariomycetes, Glomerellales, Glomerellaceae.
AUGAUAUGCAUAUCGAAAAAGCCUGGGAGAUGGAGCAGGCACCCAGAUUUGUCUAAGACAAGUGACGAUCAUCAGCCCUCAGUCCUCACCGACGAUAACGCCGCUUUCCCCACCUCCGCUCGUUCUCGCCCUUCCCCGUCUCAGCCUCCCCUGACAAUCCACCCACACACACAACAAGCUUUCAACGACACCUCACCAGCCACCAGAACGCACACCCUUACCUUCUUCAAAGACCACAUCAUUCCAACAAUGGGCUUCAUCGGCGCAACGGCAGCAGGCCUCAUGGCCGGCCUCCACGGCUACAUCCUCGUCUUGGAAAUGUUCCUCUGGACCUCGCCCCGCGGCCGCAAGGCCUUCAGGCUCACCGCUGACUUUGCCGAGAAGACAAAGGCCCUGGCCGCCAACCAGGGGCUCUACAACGGCUUCCUGUCCGCCGGCCUCGUCUGGGGUAUCGCUCACCCCGUCCCCGAGUUUGGACGCCAGCUCCAGCUCUUCUUCCUCGGCUGCAUCGUCGUGGCUGGCGCGUAUGGUGGUGCGACGGCGAACCCGCGCAUCUUCUUCAUCCAGGCUGUUCCGGCUCUGGCUUCGAUCGGUGCCGUUCUCUCGGGCUACUAA